AUGCCCUCUGGGAAAACAGUUAAGCUUCUACUGUAUGAGGUGCUUGAGUUCACAUGCCUGUGUGUGCCAGUGUUUGUGGUUCUGGAGCGUUUUGCAUCUCUUAUGAGGACUGUGAAAUUCAAUGACACCACAGCCUACUGGUUAGUGGUGGCAUCAUCUAUAGCGUAUGUGACUUCUGUAUCUUUGUUGAUUUGGGUGCCACUGAAGUUUUUAAUCCUGAAGUCCAGAGGAGUUUUCAAAGACAUUACUAAAUGGAGACCUGUGCCCCUGGCUUACGUGAUUCUUUGUACUUUACCAUGUUUUGCCAUACUACUUGCCAGCUCAAAGGUUCAGGUAAUCUCAGGAAUUCACUCUGACACAUUCAGUGAGCUUCCUGUCUCACUUGUGCUGCUAGCUCUCAUCUGUGUGGACAUUGUAGAGAGAAUUCGUCCAUAUCGACUGACAGGUCAAGCCAAUGGUUUGGACUCAGACUUCAAUAAUACUGGUCCUGUGCUGACGUACUUGGAGCAGGUUUUCUCUGUUUCUACACAGCUGAAUGCUAAUGGAGAUGCCAACAGCUCAGUGCUAAGAUCAGAGGCUGGAACACCAUCAGGACGCUUUGACAAAAUGGAUGGUGUCUCACAUUCCACCAGUAUGGCCUAUUUAUACUCCUCCCACUCUCACUCAGGUCCACUUUACUUUCUGUGGGUCCAAGACCCUCGGCAUGAAGUUUUCUUGGACACUUUUAUGUUCUGGCUGGACGUGGUGGAAAUGGUUAGGGUGACCGGAUUUGCAGCGGUCUACUUCUCAAAUUGGGUCUUUCCCAUCUACAUCAUGACCUUUUUCUCUAUUCUACGUGUGGUGGUAGCUCCCAACAGUCCGAUCCUGGCUUUGCUGGGAGUGCUAACACAGGAUCUACCAUUUCUGAUCAUACGAAUCUGCCUAAUAAGCAUCUUUGGUUAUGUGACCCCAGUACUGUACAUCAUAAAAAAUCUGCUUCUGUGUCUAAUUUUUGUGUACUUUUUCUUCUUAACCAAGUUAAAGGUAUUCAACAGAGGAAGCAUGUUCUGA
Molecule: messenger RNA, 1050 nt
Organism: Trichomycterus rosablanca
Lineage: Eukaryota; Metazoa; Chordata; Actinopteri; Siluriformes; Trichomycteridae
Gene: tmem236
Product: transmembrane protein 236
Exons: 4
Coding region: 1-1050 (349 amino acids)
Source: RefSeq, a predicted model, not a curated record